AUGGAGUUGGCUUAUCUGGCAAGGAAUUUUUCCUCUACUGAAAUACCAGAGCCUGUGUACCAGUACUACAGCCGUGUACCAGUACCAGAGCCUGUGUACCAGUACUACAGCCGUGUACCAGUACCAGAGCCUGUGUACCAGUACUACAGCCGUGAACCAGUACCAGAGCCUGUGUACCAGUACUACAGCCGUGAACCAGUACCAGAGCCUGUGUACCAGUACUACAGCCGUGAACCAGUACCAGAGCCUGUGUACCAGUACUACAGCCGUGAACCAGUACCAGAGCCUGUGUACCAGUACUACAGCCGUGAACCAGUACCAGAGCCUGUGUACCAGUACUACAGCCGUGUACCAGUACCAGAGCCUGUGUACCAGUACUACAGCCCCGUGAACCAGUACUACAGCCGUGAACCAGUACCAGAGCCUGUGUACCAGUACUACAGCCGUGAACCAGUACCAGAGCCUGUGUACCAGUACUACAGCCGUGAACCAGUACCAGAGCCUGUGUACCAGUACUACAGCCGUGUACCAGUACCAGAGCCUAUGUACCAGUACUACAGCCGUGUACCAGUACUAGAGUCUGUGUACCAGUACUACAGCCGUGUACCAGUACCAGAGCCUGUGUACCAAAAGCGUAGAAGUUAG
Molecule: messenger RNA, 645 nt
Organism: Biomphalaria glabrata
Lineage: Eukaryota; Metazoa; Mollusca; Gastropoda; Planorbidae
Exons: 3
Coding region: 1-645 (214 amino acids)
Source: RefSeq, a predicted model, not a curated record